Messenger RNA from Gambusia affinis (western mosquitofish), 1062 nucleotides. RefSeq names its product von Willebrand factor C domain-containing protein 2-like. Lineage: Eukaryota; Metazoa; Chordata; Actinopteri; Cyprinodontiformes; Poeciliidae. Gene Ontology annotation, cellular component: AMPA glutamate receptor complex. The coding region runs from base 40 to 765 and encodes 241 amino acids. The transcript is spliced from 3 exons. Gene Ontology annotation, molecular function: protein binding. Gene Ontology annotation, biological process: negative regulation of BMP signaling pathway. The record is from RefSeq and is a predicted model, not a curated record.
AGCGCAGCAGAAACAGCCGCUCACUUCACCCCGGCCACCAUGGUGAAGCGCGCGCUCCCCGGCCUCUCUGUUGCGCUCGCGGCGCUGCUGCUGAUUCCUGGGCGCGCGGCGGAGGAGUACUCCACCAAGACAGAACCGGACUACGAGUUUGGGGACUACCGGGGCAAGUGGUGCAUUGACGACCAUGGCUUCGUGUACAGCAUCGGAGAGGUUUACUACCCGAGCCCCACGGCGUGCCCCUGCACCUGCACCGUGGACGGCCCCGUGUGCGUCCGACCCAGGUGUCCCCGCAUCCACCCGCAGUGCACGCGGAUCAGGUAUAAAGCGUGCUGCCCUGUGUGUGAGGCCAUGGCCAGGGUCUGCGUCUACGGAGGCAAAACCUACAGACUGCUGGAGGAGUUCAGGGUGUCGAGGUGUGAGCGGUGUCGCUGCGAGGCCAACAGAGAGGUGUACUGCAGCAUCUCCGACUGCCCGGCCCCUCACUGCGUGAACCCCACCUAUGAGCCCAACCACUGCUGUCCCAUCUGUAAGACUGGUCCCAACUGUUUUGCCAGGAGCAGGGUGAUCCCGGCAGGGGAACGCGUGAACAUCGACGAGGAGACGGUGUGCUACUGCACCUACAGGGACGGAACGUGGCACACCCACCCCCAGGCCACCUGCGAACAGCGCCCCCUGCCCAGCUCCACACUCCGUACCCACACUGACGCCCCCAUGGACGAGGACGUGGCGGGGAGACUGUUCCCUAGACUGGAUCUGAUACCCUAAAGGAAACUGAGUGAAGCAGAGUUACUGGUCAGUUACAAACAACCCUCUGUUCUCAGUCUGUGGGACUCAGAGCAGUGAAUGUUUGGGAAUCAUGACUCCAGCCUCUGGUUCCUAAUGCUCACCAGCAUUCAGCUUUAUUUAAGUUACGUUUAGGUUCACCGAUAAAUACUGACAUACAUCCUAAUGAUGAAGUUAGAUCAAAUUAGUUACUAACAACAACAUCAUAGGGAGGAAAUGAUUGAAAGUGUUGGAAAAGUAGUGACAUCAAACUUUUUGUCAAAGUCCGAAUAAUUCCUG